Penicillium manginii is the source of this 1710-nucleotide messenger RNA. Its product is annotated as MFS transporter. The transcript is spliced from 3 exons. NCBI's taxonomy places the organism in Eukaryota, Fungi, Ascomycota, Eurotiomycetes, Eurotiales, Aspergillaceae. Gene Ontology annotation, molecular function: transmembrane transporter activity. Bases 1 to 1710 code for a protein of 569 amino acids. Gene Ontology annotation, biological process: transmembrane transport. The record is from RefSeq and is a predicted model, not a curated record.
AUGGUAUUAACACCACAGAAAAGAUAUCAUUCCUCCCACGAUGGCUUUCCUACCACUCAACUAUUCCUGCUCUGUGAGUCCCCCUCUCCUCCCCAUACACCCCGCUCCUCCUAUCCAUCAAGCCAAGCUAAACACUCUUUCCCAGCAAUAUGUCGCGUGGCCGAGCCAAUCGCCCUAACCUCCAUCUUCCCCUACUCCUGGGUGAUGGUGAAAGACUUCAACAUGGCCAGCGGCGCCGAGGCAUCGCUCUACGCAGGAAUUCUCAUCUCUGCCUUCUCGCUCUCCGAGGCCCUGACGGGUAUGUUUUGGGGCAGUCUCUCUGACCGGCUGGGCCGGAAGCCGAUUCUACUUUCCGGUUGUUUCGGUACGAUGCUCUCAUUACUGAUGGUGGGGUUUGCGCCUAAUUUCUGGGUGGCGCUUGCUGGCCGCGCUUUUGGUGGGGCGCUGAAUGGCAAUAUUGGCGUCAUUCAGACUAUGGUUGGCGAGUUGGUGAAGAGGCCUGAGCAUGAGCCUAGGGCGUUUGCUGUUAUGCCGUUUGUUUGGUCAAUUGGGACUAUCCUUGGACCUGCCAUUGGAGGUCUACUUGCCAGACCGGCAGACGGGUUUCCCUCUUUAUUUCCCGCUGACGGCUUAUUCGGCCGUUUUCCAUACCUGCUACCCAACCUCGUCUGCUCUGUUCUUCUAUUCUUCAGUAUCAUUGGAGGCUGGAUGUUCCUCCAAGAAACCCAUCCCGAUAUGCAGCCCGGCAACACACACCGAUUCUUCGAGCACACAUCUGCUGAACAGCCCCUACUAGCCACAUCCGGCGCAACCGCUAAUGCAGGUGUUGAUCUCCGAGCUGAAUCAUACGGUACUUUUAAUAAAGUUCACCUGCACGACGAUGAGAUUUGGAAUGUUCGCUCCGAUGGCACGGUGCCCGUUUGGAAGAAGCCCCAGAAGCCGAAAGCUUUCACGUGGCGGGUGAUCAUGCUCGUCAUUGCGCUGACCAUCUUCACCUACCACUCCAUGACAUACGACCACCUUUUACCCAUCUUCCUACAAGACAAGGGCCCAGAAGCCCCAAUUGCUAUCUCUUCUCACUCCCCCUUCAAUAUUCCCGGUGGCCUGGGCCUUUCAACCCGCACCGUAGGCGUGAUUAUGUCAACAGACGGCAUAAUCGCCCUCGUUAUCCAAAGUCUCAUUUUCCCUGCCCUGGCCGGCUGGCUGGGUAUAUGGAAACUGUUCGUCGUCGUGACAAUCCUGCACCCUAUUACCUAUCUUAUCGUGCCGUUCCUGGUCUUCCUCCCGCAGAACCUCACCUUCAUGGGCGUCUAUUUUUGCCUAAUUGUCCGCAACAUUCUGUCCAUUAUCGACUACCCCGUGCUCCUGAUCUUGCUCAAACAAGCCAGUCCCUCGGAUUCCGUUCUAGGCAAGAUAAAUGGUCUGGCUGCGUCUGCCGGAGCGGCUGCCCGUACCGUUGCGCCCCCCGUUGCGGGUUAUCUGUACAGCACUGGUGCGGGAUUCGGGUGCACGGGUGUGGCUUGGUGGGCGAGCAGCUUAGUCGCUAUUCUGGGUGCCGCUCAGCUGUGGUUCAUUCAACAGAAGAAGAACUCCACCGCGACCGUCGAGGCUGCGGCUCAUUGUCAUUAUGUGCCUAUCCCUGAGCCUCCUAAGGAAUCGGUACACAUCAUUGUGACUGAUACCGAUAUCGCUACGCCGGAAGAUGCUUAG